AUGGAGGCGGGCAGCAUCCACACACAUGGCAAGGGAUACGGAAAGCGGACCAGAGAUUCCACCGAAGCCGAAGACGCCAGAGAUUCGGCCUUCACAGCCUUCCACCUCAGUCAAAUCGGCAUCAGCAGAAAGGCAGUGCUGUUGGGACCGAAGAUUUUGAUUACGGUCAUUCUGAGGAACCUCAAGAGGAACCGUUGCUUGGAGAGCCAUGAUCCAUUCUGGUUUCGAAAAGAACGGGAGCGCUAUUCUCCGCCCGUGGAUUCGGAAGAAGCGCAAUUUGCGGAACGGCGCAGAGUCGCAGACGAAUGGAGUCGGCGGUGUGAUGAUUUUUUUCGAGAGCGUGCCAAACGCAAAGAAGAGAAAUUGCGCACCGAGGAACUACGUCGAGCGGAGAAUGACCGCGCGAUGGAGGAGUUCCUGAAGAGGCACCCUGAGGAAGAACAGAUAGGCGAGGAUGAUCUAGAUGUUGGCUAUGCAAUGUGUGAUAGUGUGGAUGAGGAAGAUGAAUCCGACGAAAAUGAGGGGGAAGAGGACGCUGGCAGUGAAGCGCGGAAGGCUACUGCAGCAGGAGACGUCCAAGACACGUCCGGGACGGAGGAGGCAAUGGAUACGGAAGACGAUUUAUGUUUGCCAGCGGCAGUUCAAGCCAGAAAAAGGCAUAGUGUGGAAAUUCUUGAGGAUGACGAUGAGACGGAAACCGUUGUUGUUCGGAAGCGGCACCGCUCCGCACCGGAGACCAGCGCUGCAAGCUCUAUGGGGCAGAUCCCCGCCUAUCUAGCCGCAUCAACUAGGGGACGCGGAAAAUAUGUCCCACUAUCGGCCUGGACUAAGGAGGAGAAAAUCGCAGCCACGUUGCUCGUCGAAGAUGGUAUGACUGUCGAGCAACUUUUUGAUUGGGCUAGGCAGCGCGGAUAUUUGAUCAAGAGGACCAAUCUUAAAAAUUUUGUCUAUCGGGUUCGGGCGGGUCAAGGAGCGACGAGAAAGGCGGGUUCGGGCCGUCCUAAUACUUUAAUGAAUCUUCAUAUGGCAGAUCUCGAGAAAGCUAUUGCCUUCAAUCCCAGAAUAUCGGGGCGUCAACUAGCAUCCGUUGUUGGCAUAACAGAACCUGCAGUCCGGCGGUUGUGCAAGGAGCUUGGCUACAAGCGGUACAAAAUGCAACCGGUACAACGCUUGACUGACAAGGACAAGGAAAAGCGUCUCACCUGUGCCAGCAAUUUCCUGCGGGCGCUUGACUCCGGAGAAAUUAGCUUGAGGAAAAUUGUCUUCUCGGAUGAAAAAUUCAUCCACAUUGACCCGCCCAAGGCCCACCAGCACAUUUUCUCAAAGGCGAAAACCAAGCGCGAGGUUGAAGAACAGCUGUUAGAUUUGCCACAUGGAAAGCCAAAAGGUGUCGGCUUUACUUACUGGGGCGGGAUCAGUGGUGAUGGUAAAAAGCUGCCGUUGCUGAUCAUGGAGCAGGGACAGACGAUCGGGGGGCGCGAAUAUAGGUAUUUCCUCAACGAUCACAUCAUCCAAAACGCUCAACAUGAGGUGGGCCCUGAUUUCGUCUAUCAGCACGAUUGGGCUCCGGCACACAACGAUGCCCGAACGCAUCAGCUGCUGAUCGACAAGGGAAUUCGAUACCUUGACCGUUCCGAGUAUGAUAUGUUCCUAACAGCCGUUAAUGGCGUUCAGACGAGAGACCCGAAGCAGAACCUCGACAUCGCCCAGGGAUACGAUUCUGGCUACGAGUCGGACACCGGCAGCUUGGAUGGCAAGGGGGGCUACUACGAGAAGCAGGCCGCCAUGCCACGAACCGCCUACACCGAGCCAUCGGAGGAUGUAACAGCUGAUGUGGCGGAUCUUGAAAGGAAUGGUAAAAAAGUGGAGAUUCGCCAGCCCGAUGAUGAAGAUAGUUUUACUACAGUCAAGCAGCGCGUCAACCAGUGGCUCGACGAGGCGCAGGAACCAGAGCAGCAAGAUCAGCAGGAGCCAGCCCAA
Messenger RNA from Mesorhabditis spiculigera, 1980 nucleotides. The record is from the annotation of a GenBank genome assembly. NCBI's taxonomy places the organism in Eukaryota, Metazoa, Nematoda, Chromadorea, Rhabditida, Rhabditidae.